AUGAGCGGGUCCGAAUCAGAAUCAGAUGCAUGCUCUGUAAGUAUAAAGAGCAGUGAGAUAAGCGAUGAAGAAUAUGAAAAGAAUUUGAAUAAAUUAAUUGAAAAUGAAACAUUAAAUUGGAUAUUUGUAGGAGGAAAAGGAGGAGUAGGUAAAACAACUACAUCUUGUUCUAUAGCAAUACAAUUAUCUAAAAAAAGAGAAUCAGUUUUAUUAAUAUCUACAGAUCCUGCACAUAAUACAAGUGAUGCUUUUAACCAAAAAUUUACAAACCAACCAACACUUGUAAAAUCGUUUACUAAUUUAUAUUGUAUGGAAAUAGAUACGACAUUUGCAGAGAGUACAGCUUUUAAAUUGAAUAAAAAAGAAUUUUUUGAUAAUAUAAUUCCUGAGUUAUUACAAAGUUUUCCAGGUAUUGAUGAAGCAUUAUGUUUUGCAGAAUUAAUGCAAUCAAUAAAAAAUAUGAAAUACUCAGUAAUUGUUUUUGAUACAGCACCUACUGGACAUACACUUAGACUAUUAGCUUUUCCAGAUUUAUUAAAAAAAGCAUUAGGUUAUCUAAUAAACCUUAGAGAAAAAUUACAAGGAACUCUGAAUGUAUUAAAGAGUCUUACCAAUAAUGAAAUGGAACUAGAAGGAUUAUAUGAAAAGAUUAAUCAUCUUAAUGCUAUGUCUAUUAGUAUUCAAUCAAAUUUUCAAAAUCCGUUAAAAACAACAUUUGUAUGUGUUUGUAUUCCAGAAUUUUUAAGUGUAUAUGAAACUGAAAGGUUAAUACAAGAGUUAACAAAAAAAAGUAUCUCGUGUUAUAAUAUUGUAGUUAAUCAAGUUGUUUUCCCUUUAGAAUCUCCCAUGGUUGACUUAAACCAUUGUGAAUCCUUACUAACACAAAUUAAAGAUAAAAAUGUGGAAACAACUUUUAAUAAUCUUAUUUUAAAAACAAAAGAACUGCAAGAUGUGUAUAUUUCCAGGAGAAAAUUACAAACCAAGUACCUUAAACAAAUAAAAACUCUCUAUGGUUCUGAUUUCCACAUUGUAUGUAUGCCUCAGCUAAAAAAUGAAAUAAGAGGCCUAGACAGCCUAUCCGCCUUUUCAGAAAUGCUCCUGCAGUCGAAGGAAAUACCAAUAUACAACUGA
Molecule: messenger RNA, 1131 nt
Organism: Plasmodium malariae
Lineage: Eukaryota; Apicomplexa; Aconoidasida; Haemosporida; Plasmodiidae
Product: arsenical pump-driving ATPase, putative
Exons: 1
Coding region: 1-1131 (376 amino acids)
Biological process (GO): post-translational protein targeting to endoplasmic reticulum membrane
Cellular component (GO): GET complex
Molecular function (GO): ATP binding; ATP hydrolysis activity
Source: RefSeq, a predicted model, not a curated record